Molecule: messenger RNA, 252 nt
Organism: Talaromyces proteolyticus
Lineage: Eukaryota; Fungi; Ascomycota; Eurotiomycetes; Eurotiales; Trichocomaceae
Exons: 2
Biological process (GO): mitochondrial respiratory chain complex IV assembly
Cellular component (GO): mitochondrial inner membrane; mitochondrion
Source: RefSeq, a predicted model, not a curated record
AUGUCGGGGGUGCUUCGCAAACUCCAAGGCGGGAACCUAGAAGUCUUCAAAUUCGGAAUGUACAUCCUAUUUCCAAUCGGCUGGAUGUACUACUUCGGCACCAACUUGGAAGAACGAUUCUCAGUCCGCGACUUCUGGCCCACAGCCGAACAAUCGCAUAAAAUUCCCGAGUCCGUUGAGGAGAUCGACCGUGAGUUGACGAGGAUGAGGAUGCUGGAUGGAAUGAAACGGGAAAGGCGCCAGAAAGAAUUG